AUGGCAGAGGUGGACAAUUUCAGAGGUGGUGCGGUUCAUGAAAGUGGAAAACCUCAGGCACUCCGUGUGGAAGUUCGUUGGAUGCUUACGGCGGGGCUGGCUUGCGAGGUGGUUGCAACGCCCAGCACAAGCAUUGCCGAAAUACGGGCACAGGUGUGUGAGACCACCGGAGUUCCAAUCGAGCAGCAGAGACUCUUCCACGAAGGCAAAGAGCUGUCGCAGCCAAUCGAUGUGUCAGAGAUGGGUUUUCCCUACGCCGGAAUCCAGCUGGUUCGCUGCCUGAGCGAUCCUCGCAAUACCAACAGGGCACACUUCAGGAAGAAUCUUGAGCUGGAUGAGGGUCUUGUGGGCGAUUUCGUUUGGGUCAAAAGGCUUGGAGAUGCCAUAUAUGGUGAGGUUGGGCAGUACAAGUGGAAAACAGGAUGCAACUUUCGGGAUGUUGCCGUCAAGUGCAGAAGCAUUGACAAGGCACGGCAAGCGCUUGGCGAGGAGAAUGAGUGGACUGCUCACAUGUCCGGCCAAAACGUACCCAACCCAGAGGACGCAUUUGCAGAGAUUGGGAUUCUCCAGUAUUUGUCAAAGCAACCGGAUCUUCCUGCUUAUCUGCUGAAAUCGAUGGCAGCGUUUACGCACAACUCCAACAUAUGGCUCGUGACGGAGCUGGCAGUGGGUGGCGAACUGCUUGACGCGGUGCUCAAUGGACGUGUUGACGAACGUCAACGGAGGCAAUACACGUGGCAAAUGCUGCAAGCCGUGAAGUACCUGCAUGCCCACAACAUAGGCCACCGCGAUAUUUCCUUGGAGAAUGUCUUGCUGCAAGGCGACAGCAUCAGGCUCAUGGAUUUCGGAAAUGCGGUUCAAAGUCAUUCGGCCACCGGGCAAGAGCUCCGCUACUUCCUUGCUGUCGGCAAGGAUACCUACCGAGCUCCAGAAUGUUUCGUGCCACGCCAACCAGAUGCGAGAGUCACAGUCCCAGCAGCAGCCAGACCUGGAGACAUCAUCAUGCAUCGAGGCUACGAGGGACUUUGGCAGGUUCGCUUGCCGUCCAGUGCGAUGCCCGGUCAGGCCUGUCAAGCAGAGAACUGGGGCUACGCUGUGCAGCCUGCGGAUGUGUUUUCCUGUGGCAUAUGCCUCUUCUGUAUGAGCUACGGCAAUGGCCCUUGGGGCAGCGCUCAGCUGAGCGACGAGUUCUUUGAAUACGUCUACAAGAACCAGCAAAAUGGGUUGAAGGACUUGUUACGGCACUGGCAGAAGCCACUCUGCGACAGCGAGGCGAUGGAGCUAAUUUUGAGUAUGCUGAAAGUGGAUCCUCUUUCACGACCAAGUGCGGAAAAAUGCUUGCAGAGUGGUUGGCUGAUGCAGAUGGCUCAAAGUCCCGUCCCACAACAUCAGCAGUCUUGUGCGAUGAUUGUUUGA
Symbiodinium sp. CCMP2456 is the source of this 1416-nucleotide messenger RNA. The record is from the annotation of a GenBank genome assembly. Lineage: Eukaryota; Dinophyceae; Suessiales; Symbiodiniaceae.